This is a messenger RNA of Aspergillus eucalypticola CBS 122712, 258 nucleotides long. RefSeq lists its product as uncharacterized. The coding region runs from base 17 to 253 and encodes 78 amino acids. Lineage: Eukaryota; Fungi; Ascomycota; Eurotiomycetes; Eurotiales; Aspergillaceae. The transcript has a single exon. The record is from RefSeq and is a predicted model, not a curated record.
GAGAGGAACGCCAAGGAUGUGGAAGAGAGAUGAAAACCAGGCUGUCUUGUCUGUCUGUCUGUCUGUCUGUCUAUCCCGUCUCUGCGGGCUCUCCGUAAGUACUUACGUACCGCACUACAUCCUGUAUGUAUGGUGCAUACAGGACCAAGGAAGUCAAAAACCACCGAGGCGCGAUCUUCAUGCAUUAGUUGAAAAGAAGGUGGGAAGAAGAAACACGGGCGCAACUGGGUGGUUCAGUUCAGUUAUGGAAUGAUGGUG